AUGUUACAGUACCAACACCCUCGGGCCAUCACAACACCACCAGCUCGUGAUAACACCUGGAGACAAAGCACGUUGGUAAAAGUGAAGGAUAAGACCAUUCUUUGGAGAUAUUUGGUGUGCUCGCGCGAAGGUUACAAACACCAUUCAAACGCUGGCCAAAGAAUACCCAGCGAGAGUCAGGUAAUAAGUCAUAGAGUAUCCAAUCGGGUGGGAUGUAAUGCCCGGAUUGUGUUGCGUGUUUAUGGAGUCGAGGGCUACGUAGUUAAAUUUUUUGAGGAAAGGCACAAACACACCAUGACCCCUGAAGAAUGCAGAGCACAUUUGAAGAUCAACAGGAUAAUGACCGCGACACAUCAAGGAUUUGUUCUCAAUUUCAUAAAAGAAAAUAUAGGGCCCACAAAGUCGUUCAAGCUGUACAAAGAAAUUGUUGGGGGAUAUACGCAUAUUGGUGCCACCAAUGUAGACUUUAAAAACUUCAAGAGAGAACUCCUUGCAUACAUUUUAGGAGCCGAUGCUCAGAUGGUGAUAGAUAAGUUUUAUAAACUGCAGGAGAACAGUUGGACAUUCUAUUUUCAGUACGAACUGGAUGAUAAAGAACGCUUACGGAGGCUUUUCUGGGCUGAUCCAAUAUCAAGGCGAAACUACGGCUCUUUCGGGGAUGUUGUGUCCUUUGAUGUCACGUAUAGCACCAACAAGUAA
Molecule: messenger RNA, 699 nt
Organism: Striga hermonthica
Lineage: Eukaryota; Viridiplantae; Streptophyta; Magnoliopsida; Lamiales; Orobanchaceae
Source: the annotation of a GenBank genome assembly